AUGGCACUUGCCGUAUGUCUGUUCAUAGCGAAGUCUACAGCUUGUAUGUGGCCUGCAUCAGACGUCCUUUUCAUUAUUGAUGGCACCCUUAGCCUGGAUCAGUUCCAGUUCCAAAAAGAAAUUUCUUUCAUAACCCAGGCGCUUUCCAGUAUGAAGAUAUCAGAACAAGGACUGCAAUUGGGCCUUGCACAAUUUACUCCCAGGGGAAGACAAGAAUUUGGCUUGGACAAGGUGAAGAGCAAUGUAGAAGCUCGAAAAGCAUUAGAGCAGGUACAGUUCUCACCAUGCGACCUGCUCUCAGACAGAACCCGCUGCACUCCGCGAGCCAGUAUCAACUCUCUCGCCGGAGAGGCUCUGCAGACAGGAAACCGCAAGUGGUUGCCGGAUGUAGUAGUGGUCAUAUCGAGUGCCACUUAUAGGAUCCCUGAAAAGGUGAGUUGA
This is a messenger RNA of Cooperia oncophora, 441 nucleotides long. NCBI's taxonomy places the organism in Eukaryota, Metazoa, Nematoda, Chromadorea, Rhabditida, Trichostrongylidae. The record is from the annotation of a GenBank genome assembly.